Pogona vitticeps (central bearded dragon) is the source of this 1504-nucleotide messenger RNA. RefSeq names its product ILK associated serine/threonine phosphatase (gene ILKAP). Gene Ontology annotation, biological process: protein dephosphorylation. NCBI's taxonomy places the organism in Eukaryota, Metazoa, Chordata, Lepidosauria, Squamata, Agamidae. The record is from RefSeq and is a predicted model, not a curated record. Gene Ontology annotation, molecular function: protein serine/threonine phosphatase activity; cation binding.
AACGCAGGCCCAGGAGGGAAAGCGCAACCAAUGAGAAACAGGGCAUGAUUCCGUUUACCCGGAUGAUUGGCAGCUACGUCGACCUUUGCGAGAGGAGGAGGAGGAGGAAGCGGCUUAGGGUGGCCGCUGCCGCCGCCGCCGCCGCCGCCAAGUUUAAGUAUGGAUGGAUCUGUUCGGGGACCUUCCGGAGCCGACACCUCCGGUAGCGGUAGCAGUAGAAAAGGAAGGUCAGAAAGGAUCCGUGCUUUUUGAUGAUCUUCCACCAGUCUGUAGCACCAAUUUGGGGGCAGGGAGCUCUUUGCUUUUUGAUGAUCUCCCACCUGCUAGCAGUGGAAAUGCAGAUUCACAUCUCACAGAGCAAGUUUCUCUUCCUUUGAGCUAUGGGAAGGGAGAGAAGAGGAAAUCUACUGAGGGAGAGAAGAAUGGGAGUGAAGAACUUGUGGAAAAGAAAGUUUGUAAAGGCUCUGCAGGAAUAUUUGGUCUGAAAGGUUAUGUGGCAGAGAGGAAAGGUGAACGAGAAGAGAUGCAAGAUGCCCAUGUUAUUCAAAAUGACAUAACAGAGGAGUGCAGCCCCUUACCAUCUCAGAUUUCCCGGGUCUCAUACUUUGCUGUCUUUGAUGGUCAUGGAGGAAUUCGUGCUUCAAACUAUGCAGCACAGAAUCUCCAUCAAAACCUGAUUAAAAAAUUCCCUAAAGGAGAAGUGCCCAGUGUGGAGAAAGUGAUAAGAAGAUGCCUUCUGGAUACUUUCAAACACACUGAUGAAGAAUUUCUCAAGCAGGCUUCCAGCCAGAAACCUGCCUGGAAGGAUGGCUCCACAGCAACCUGCGUGCUGGUGAUUGAUAAUACUCUGUAUAUUGCCAACCUUGGAGAUAGCCGGGCGAUUCUGUGUCGUUACAACGAAGAGAGUCAGAAACAUACAGCUUUAAGUCUGAGUAAGGAGCACAACCCAACUCAGUAUGAUGAGCGGAUGAGGAUCCAGAAGGCUGGAGGGAAUGUCAGGGAAGGUCGUGUCCUGGGUGUCCUGGAGGUCUCUCGCUCCAUCGGGGAUGGUCAAUACAAACGGUUUGGGGUCAUCUCUGUGCCAGACAUCAAACGCUGCCAACUAACACAUAAUGACAGGUUUAUUCUGUUGGCUUGUGAUGGUCUCUUCAAGGUCUUCUCACCAGAAGAAGCUGUGAAUUUCAUCAUGUCUUGUUUGGAGGAUAAAACUAUUCCUGCAAGAGAUCCCAAGUCAGCCACUGAUGCUCGGUAUGAAGCAGCCUGUAACCGGUUGGCCAACAAAGCAGUGCAGCGAGGAUCCGCAGAUAAUGUCACAGUGGUGGUUGUCGGGAUUGAACAGUGAUGGAAGAAUAUGUGUAAAUGAGGUCCUUAGCAGCAUGCAUUGGAUUUAAGCAAACAAGUUAGUGUGUUUGUGAGUUUGUGCGUGUGUGUGUUUAGGGUUUUGGUGUGUUCUCUCCCUCUUGUAUUGUCUUAUUUGUAAAUAAAAGGUUUGUUUGUUUUUCUA